This is a messenger RNA of Nomascus leucogenys (northern white-cheeked gibbon), 6953 nucleotides long. It is a transcript of the gene GOLGA3, whose product is annotated as golgin A3. Lineage: Eukaryota; Metazoa; Chordata; Mammalia; Primates; Hylobatidae. The record is from RefSeq and is a predicted model, not a curated record.
CUACAAGUCCGGAAGUUGCGUUUCUACUAGGGAAAGGUCCACAAACUCUUAAGGUCACUUUCUGAAGCCGGCCUCAGGACAGUCGGAGGUAUCAUGAUAUUAGCUGGUUUGACAUCAAGCCAUUUGUGAGUCAUUAGAUCUUCUCCUGAAAAUGGGAGACACAGUAGGGCCCCUCCCAGGAGCUCUUGGCUGUUGCUGAUGGCAGAAACCAAGCUUGUCCAAGGUUCACUUGUAGCCCCACAGCAUCAGCUCAGCUGGUGUCGUCCUGACCAUGGACGGCGCGUCAGCCGAGCAAGAUGGCCUCCAGGAGGACAGAUCCCACAGUGGCCCCUCGGCUCUCCCCGAGGCCCCCCUGAAGCCCCCGGGCCCACUGGUGCCACCUGACCAGCAGGACCCACUGGUGCCACGUGACCAGCAGGACAAAGCCCAUCGUGCCGAGGUAAACAGAGCUUCCACGGAAGGAGAAAGCCCGGAUGGACCUGGCCAGGGAGGCCUCUGUCAGAACGGGCCAACGCCACGCUUCCCAGAUCCUCCGUCAUCUCUCGAUCCCACCACAAGCCCAGUGGGCCCUGAUGCCUCUCCAGGUGUGGCUGGUUUCCAUGACAACCUAAGGAAGUCUCAGGGAACUAGUGCUGAGGGCAGUGUUAGAAAAGAAGCUUUGCAGUCUCUCAGACUCAGUCUUCCUAUGCAAGAAACGCAACUGUGCUCUACAGAUUCUCCCCUGCCCCUGGAGAAGGAGGAGCAGGUCCGACUUCAGGCUCGGAAGUGGCUGGAAGAGCAGCUCAAACAGUACAGGGUGAAGCGCCAGCAGGAGAGGUCCAGUCAACCUGCAACCAAAACGAGACUUUUUAGCACGCUUGAUCCUGAGCUCAUGUUAAACCCAGAAAACUUACCAAGGGCCAGUACCCUGGCUAUGACAAAAGAAUAUUCCUUCCUGCGCACCAGUGUCCCUCGGGGGCCGAAGGUGGGCAGCCUGGGGCUUCCGGCACAUCCUAGGGAGAAAAAAAGUUCCAAAUCAAGCAAAAUCCGGUCUCUGGCCGAUUACAGAACUGAAGAUUCAAAUGCUGGGAAUUCCGGGGGAAAUGUCCCGGCUCCCGAUUCUACCAAGGGUUCCCUGAAGCAGAACAGAAGCAGCGCGGCGUCCGUCGUGUCUGAGAUCAGCCUGUCCCCCGACACUGACGACCGUCUGGAGAACACCUCCCUGGCUGGAGACAGCGUGUCUGAGGUGGAUGGAAAUGACAGCGACAGCUCAUCGUACAGCAGCGCCUCCACCCGAGGGACCUAUGGCGUUCUGUCAAAGACGGUGGGCACGCAGGACACCCCCUAUAUGGUCAACGGCCAGGAGAUUCCUGCGGAUACCCUGGGCCAGUUCCCCUCGAUUAAGGACGUCCUCCAGGCCGCAGCCGCUGAGCACCAAGACCAGGGGCAGGAGGUCAAUGGGGAGGUGCGGAGUCGGAGAGACAGCAUCUGCAGCAGCGUGUCCUUGGAGAGCUCUGCAGCAGAAACACAGGAGGAGAUGCUGCAGGUUCUCAAAGAGAAAAUGCGACUCGAAGGACAGCUGGAAGCCUUGUCACUGGAGGCGAGUCAGGCACUUAAAGAGAAGGCUGAGCUGCAGGCCCAGCUGGCUGCCCUCAGCACGAAGCUGCAGGCGCAGGUGGAGUGCAGCCACAGCAGCCAGCAGCGGCAGGACUCACUGAGCUCGGAGGUGGACACUUUGAAGCAGUCGUGCUGGGACCUGGAGCGAGCCAUGACCGACCUGCAGAACAUGCUGGAGGCAAAAAAUGCCAGCCUGGCGUCGUCCAACAACGACUUGCAGGUGGCUGAGGAGCAGUACCAGAGGCUCAUGGCCAAGGUAGAGGACAUGCAGAGGAGCAUGCUCAGCAAGGACAACACAGUGCACGACCUGCGACAGCAGAUGACAGCCUUGCAGAGCCAGCUUCAGCAGGUGCAGCUGGAGCGGUCGACGCUGACCAGCAAGCUGAAGGCGUCGCAGGCGGAGAUCUCGUCCCUGCAGAGUGUCCGGCAGUGGUACCAGCAGCAGCUUGCCCUGGCACAGGAGGCCCGCGUCAGGCUGCAGGGUGAGAUGGCCCACAUCCAGGUUGGACAGAUGACCCAGGCAGGUCUCCUGGAGCACCUGAAACUCGAGAAUGUGUCCCUGUCCCAGCAGCUGACGGAAACUCAGCACAGGUCCAUGAAGGAGAAGGGGCGCAUUGCGGCACAGCUGCAGGGCAUUGAGGCUGACAUGUUGGAUCAGGAAGCAGCCUUCAUGCAGAUUCAGGAGGCAAAGACGAUGGUGGAGGAGGACCUCCAGAGGAGGCUGGAAGAGUUUGAAGGCGAGAGGGAGCGGCUGCAGAGGAUGGCGGACUCGGCGGCAUCCCUGGAGCAGCAGCUGGAGCGGGUGAAGUUGACUUUGCUCCAGCGAGACCAGCAGCUUGAGGCUUUGCAGCAGGAGCACCUGGACCUGAUGAAACAGCUCACCUUGACUCAGGAGGCUCUGCAGAGCAGGGAGCAGGCCCUCGAUGCUCUGCAGACACACUACGACGAGCUGCAGGCCAGGCUGGGGGAGCUGCAGGGUGAGGCCGCCUCCAGGGAGGACACGAUCUGCCUCCUGCAGAACGAGAAGAUCGUCUUGGAGGCGGCUCUGCAGGCAGCCAAGAGUGGCAAGGAGGAGCUUGAGAGAGGAGCAAGACGCUUGGAAGAAGGUACCGAGGAAACGUCGGAAACUUUAGAGAAGUUAAGAGAAGAAUUAGCCAUCAAAUCCGGCCAGGUGGAACACCUGCAGCAGGAGACUGCCGCUCUGAAAAAGCAAACGCAAAAAAUAAAGGAACAGUUUCUUCAACAAAAGGUGAUGGUGGAGGCCUACCGGCGCGACGCCACCUCCAAAGACCAGCUCAUCAGUGAGCUGAAAGCCACCAGGAAGAGGCUGGACUCGGAGCUGAAGGAGCUGCGGCAGGAGCUGAUGCAAGUGCACGGGGAGAAGCGGGCCACGGAGGCGGAGCUCUCGCGCCUGCACAGAGAGGCGGCCCAGGUCCGUCAGCAGAUGGCGGACCUUGAAGGGCAUCUCCAGUCGGCACAGAAGGAGCGAGACGAGAUGGAAACACACUUGCAGUCAUUGCAGUUCGAUAAGGAGCAGCUGGUCGCGGUCACAGAGGCCAAUGAGGCGCUGAAGAAACAAAUCGAAGAGUUGCAACAAGAAGCCCGGAAGGCCAUCACGGAACAGAAGCAGAAGAUGAGGCGGCUGGGCUCAGACUUGACCAGCGCCCAGAAGGAGAUGAAGACCAAACAUAAGGCCUACGAGAACGCCGUGGGCAUCCUCAGCCGCCGCCUGCAGGAGGCCCUCGCGGCCAAGGAGGCUGCGGACGCGGAGCUGGGCCAGCUCCGAGCCCAGGGUGGCAGCAGUGACAGCAGCCUGGCUCUACAUGAAAGGAUCCAGGCCCUGGAGGCGGAGCUGCAGGCUGUCAGUCAUAACAAGACGCUGCUGGAAAAGGAACUGCAGGAGGUCAUCGCGCUGACCAGCCAGGAGCUGGAGGAGUCCCGGGAGAAGGUGCUGGAGCUGGAGGACGAGCUUCAAGAAUCCAGAGGCUUUAGGAAGAAGAUAAAACGCCUCGAGGAGUCAAAUAAGAAGUUGGCUCUUGAAUUAGAGCACGAGAAAGGGAAGCUUACGGGCCUCGGACAGUCCAACGCAGCUCUGCGGGAACACAACAGCAUCCUAGAAACAGCUUUGGCCAAGAGGGAGGCAGACCUAGUCCAGCUGAACCUUCAGGUGCAGGCGGUUUUGCAGCGCAAAGAAGAGGAGGAUCGCCAGAUGAAGCAUCUUGUCCAGGCCCUGCAGACUUCACUAGAGAAGGAGAAGGAGAAGGUGAACAGCCUCAAGGAGCAGGUGGCCGCUGCCAAGGUGGAAGCCGGGCAUAACCGCCGCCACUUCAAGGCGGCCUCCUUGGAGCUGAGUGAGGUGAAGAAGGAGCUGCAGGCCAAGGAACACCUGGUGCAGAAGCUGCAGGCCGAGACCGACGACCUUCAGAUUCGGGAGGGGAAACAUUCCCAGGAGAUAGCACAGUUCCAAGCAGAGCUGGCCGAGGCCCGGGCGCAGCUCCAGCUCCUGCAGAAGCAGCUGGACGAGCAGCUCAGCAAACAGCCUGUGGGAAACCAAGAGAUGGAAAAUCUCAAAUGGGAGGUGGAUCAGAAAGAAAGAGAAAUCCAGUCCUUGAAGCAGCAGCUGGACUUGACGGAGCAGCAGGGCAGGAAGGAACUGGAAGGGCUACAGCAGCUGCUGCAGAAUAUCAAGUCUGAGUUGGAGAUGGCCCAGGAAGAUCUGUCCAUGACCCAGAAGGAUAAAUUUAUGCUCCAGGCAAAAGUGUCUGAGCUGAAGAACAACAUGAAGACCCUGCUCCAGCAGAACCAGCAGCUCAAGCUGGACCUACGCCGCGGCGCGGCCAAGACGAGAAAGGAGCCGAAAGGCGAGGCCGGCUCUUCCAACCCUGCCACGCCCAUCAAGAUCCCGGACUGCCCAGUUCCCGCCUCGCUGCUGGAGGAGCUGCUGAGGCCACCGCCCGCCGUGAGCAAGGAGCCCCUCAAGAACCUGAACAGCUGCCUCCAGCAGCUCAAGCAGGAGAUGGACAGCCUGCAGCGCCAGAUGGAGGAGCACACCCUGACGGUACACGAGUCUCUGUCCUCGUGGACUCCGGUGGAGCCAGCCACUGCCAGCCCUGCGCCCCCUGGGGGUCACGCCGGCCCACGCAGCGACGCACAGAGACACAGUCAGAGCAGGGCUUCCAAAGAAGGGCCGGGAGAGUGACUGCUGCGGACUGGCCUCCGUGUGCCGCUGCCCCAGAAUGCUCCUUAUCAACGUUAUUUAUUUGAUUGUGUGGUCGAUGUUUUUCUAAGACAUGAAAUUUAAGUUUUGUUUUGCCUUUAACAAGGAGUAAAAUAUAUAACAGAAUGAGAGCCAAGGAUUAGAAAAACAUUCGAAGAUCACAAUUAGCUUUUCCCGUGGAAUGACGAACUCUUCAAAGCCUAAUAGGCUCUCGGCGAGGAGCUCUGAACGUGUCUGAAGGGUUACUUGUAGGACGUGUCUUCUGAGCGGCCACCGAUGCGGCUCUCUGUGGGUGACAGGGAGAGGCUGCGUAGCUGGGAGAAGCUGCAUGACAGGGUCUGUGGCACCGCGCCUGGCCAGGCUGGCUGCAGUUUCUCACUUCCCGGUUCCAUUCAGUAAGAGCUUUACUUUUCUGCAGAAAUGAAAUUUUAUUUGUACCUUUGGCUUUUUACUUGUUUUUUUGGAUAGCCAUCCCACCAUAGGAUGUGUACAUAGAUACUGAAGAUCAUAACCCAAUCUUUGUUUUUUUUUCUUUUUUUUUUUUUUUUUUUUUUGAGACAGAGUCUCGCUUUGUUGCCCAGGCUGGAGUGCAGUGGCGCACUCUCAGCUCACUGCAAGCUCCGCCUCCCAGGUUCAUGCGAUUCUCCUGCCUCAGCCUCUCGAGUAGCUGGGAUUACAGGCGUGCGCCACUAUGCUAGGCUAAUGUUUGUAUUUUUAGUAGCGAUGGGGUUUCACCAUGUUGGCCAGGAUGGUCUCGAUCUCCUGACCUCAAGUGAUCUGCCCAUCCCAGCCUCCCAAAGUGCUGGGAUUACAGGCGUGAGCCACUGCGCCCGGCCUGUAACCCAAUCUUUAAGAAGCAUAUGCUCAUAUUAUUUAAGAAGAACCUACUUAUUAUUGAUUGCCUUUUGAAAAUUUGUUGGGAAUAACUUACCUGUAGGAUUUAGGGAUGUCAGAAAAUUCUAUUCUAAGAAAUAUAAUUAUUUUAUUUACCUUCUAAAGCCAAAUAUUCUUACACAGAAAGGUCCUCUGUUGUUCUGGUUUUACUUUGUUGCUGAGGAUCUUUCCUUCCUGCUGGUUUCUUCCUCACAGGCCACUGGCCCUGUGUGAUUCCACUGUGGCUGGCCACCGGGAAGGGGCAGCUUGGACCCUUGGUCAGGCCUGACGGCCAUCAGGAGGCACAAGGACACUGAGGCCCCGUAUCUGAUCUGACCUUUGGGGGGCACAGGGAGAGGCCAGAGGGAGAGGAAGGAGGGUGGAGGAGGAGGAGGAGAGUGGGCCCGGGGCUCCCUGCAGCGACUCCUGCGAUUUCCCCUGGAGUCAGCCAGGCGUAGAUUGCAGGCGGUAACAAGCCUCACGCUUCUGUUCCCCAAGUGAAAAUCUUUACCAGUGUUUUUGGGAGCGCCUGUACUCUCGUGUGUAGGAGCACCUGUACUCGUGUAGUCAUCAGGAGAAGUCCUGGAUCCUUUGUGGUUACACCAGCAUCGUGUGGCGAGCAGAGGCGAUUUCUGGAAGAGACAGGCAGGCAUCGUGAGGAAGGUGGCUGUGCUCUCCCAGCAUGUUUCAGAAACAGAUGCCUUAUUUAAAAUCAGCACUACAUGUGUGAGAUCUUCUGUUCCCACCCCAAAUCCUGAAACACUGCAGACACUGGCUGACUGGGAGAGUUGGGGUCUGUAAGUUGUCCCCUAGUUUGCUAAGAAAAUCGAAAAUAAUAUUUAUUGUAUGAGUUAGGAGAGAGAGAAUGGGUCCGCGUGGCCUCCUUUGCAGAUGUACUGGUCUGAAACGAGGUUCUGAGUCACUGGCCAGGCCAGAUGUGCUCAUGUCCGUGUCUUGUGUCUGUUUUGUGGAGAAAACAGUAUGGUGUGUUUUAAGCUAUUUGUGUUCUGUUGUAAUAUACUUUUAGAAGGCUAAUUGGUAAGGUUAAGGUAGCAUUAACCACAAAGAUGUUUGGUAUUUAAAAAAUAUUAUCUAGCAAAUAUUGGAAGUUCCAAAAUAUAUAUAUCAUUUGUACAGGGUUAAUUUUGAAAUAAUGCUUGAAGAUUUCAUUAUAAAUAUAUCCUACUUUUUAUCUUAAGUUGAAGAUGUUAUUUACUAAAUUGUUCUUGUACCAUUAGAAAAAAAAAUAUGGCAAUUUACUUUCUUA